AUGUUACGCCAGAGCAUAGCUGGUCUCUCCGCCGCGAGGUCACCAGCGCAGAGAUGUCUCGUCUCUACCUCCGCGGCCGCCACGGGGCGUCACUUUCUGCGUAGUUCCAUGACGAUACCGAUGGCGACAGCAGUGACGGCGACGGCGACGAUAGCGGCGAAUACGACGACAUUACGACUCCUCUCGCACACCAGAUCAGCGCGCAUGCACACGAGCAGCAUCCGCCAGGCCCUCAUCCCCCCUUCGCCAGAAUCGCUCGGCGCCCCAAAGAAGGCGCGCACAUACCCUCGCGGCCGCAAGUGGUUGCGCAGACUCGUCAUCUUCUCUGCCGUCGGCGGCGCAAUCUACCUCGCCGACCGGCAGAUCUACGCCUCCGGGCUCGGUCGCUCCCUCCGCACUUUUGGCACGGGUCUACUCGUCGCCCUCGACUACAAGCUCAACUUCCGCCCGGAGCCGCUGACGGGCGGCUCCGUGCAGGACCUACACGUCCGCAACGCCGAGCGUCUCUUUGACCUGCUGCGGCACAAUGGCGGGCUCUACCUCAAGAUCGGCCAGGCCAUCGCGAUGCAGAGCGCCGUGCUGCCGCCCGAGUUCCAAAAGAUGUUUGCCCGCAUGUUUGACGACGCGCCACAGGACGAGUGGAGCGACGUCGAGGCCGUGAUCCGCGAGGACUUUGGCGGUCGGAGCGUGGAGGAGGUCUUUGGCGUCAGUUUCCGCGGGGAGGAGGGCAAGGGCGUCAUGGAGAGGCGGGCGAGGGCGAGUGCCAGUGUCGCGCAGGUGCACUGGGCGCGGCUCCCCGACGGCCGCGAGGUGGCCGUCAAGAUCCAGAAGCGAGAGAUUGCGAAGCAGAUCACGUGGGACCUGUGGGCUUUCAAGACCGUCGCAUGGAUCUACAGCCGGUGGUUCGACCUGCCGCUGUACAGCUUCGUACCCUUCAUUACGGAGCGGCUGGAGCUAGAGACGGACUUUUUGAAUGAGGCCAAGAACUCGGAGACGAUGAGGGACCUAAUCAACUCGGAAAAGGGUCUCAGGGGACGGGUGUAUGUGCCCAAGGUCUACCCGGAGCUGUCAACACGGCGCGUCCUGGUGACGGAGUGGAUCGAGGGCACGCGGUUGUGGGAUAAGCAGGGCAUUAACGGGCGGUGGAUGGGCGGGUACGGCAACGGGUCGCCGGGCGUCAAGGGCGCGCAGCUUCAACCCCCCGACAUGGCCGCCGUCCGCCGCGAGCUCCGCGACCGGCCCUACGCCGAGCAAAUCAAACCGGAGCGCAGCGAGUGGAAGGGCCGUCGCGGGCGCGGCGGCCUGGGCCUGUCGAGCAAGGAGGUCAUGACGACCAUGAUCGACCUCUUCUCUGCGCAAAUUUUCAAAUGGGGUGUCGUCCACUGCGACCCGCACCCGGGCAACAUCUUUAUCCGGCGGCUGCCCAACGGGCGCGCUGAGCUCGUGCUCAUCGACCACGGGCUGUACGUCUACAUGUCGCCCACGUUCCGCCACCAGUACGGCGUCUUCUGGAAGGCGCUCAUGACAUUCGACAACAAGACGAUUGAAGAGGUGACGACGGAGUGGGGCAUCAAGGCGGCUGACCUUUUCGCGAGCGCGACGCUGUUGAGGCCGUACGAGGGCGGCGACGAGCGGACGCGCAACGGCAUCAUGAAGGAGCUCGAGGGCAAGACACCCGCGGAGCGGCACUACGAGAUGCAGCAGCGGAUGAAGCAGGGGAUCCGGGACAUGUUGGCGGACGAGGAGAAGUGGCCCAAGGAGCUCAUCUUUAUCGGGCGCAACAUGCGCAUCGUGCAGGGGAACAACCAGUACCUCGGCAGCCCCGUCAACCGCGUCAAGUUGAUGGGGGAGUGGGCGAGCCGGAGCCUGUUUGAGGACCCGAACCUGCCGUGGGCGAAGAGGGCUGGCAACGUGUGGCGGCAUCUGAUUUUCAAGAGUGUGCUUGCGCUGACAGACGUGGCGUUUUAUUUUUUCAAGGUGAAGCAGCUGCUCGGGUUCGGGGGCGGGAUGGAGGAUGAGAUGGAGAAGAGGAUGAAGGAUAUUGCGCAGGAUUUCGGAGUCGAGCUGCAGCAUGAGGUUUUUGAGGGUUAG
Colletotrichum orchidophilum is the source of this 2091-nucleotide messenger RNA. Its product is annotated as ABC1 family protein. Bases 1 to 2091 code for a protein of 696 amino acids. NCBI's taxonomy places the organism in Eukaryota, Fungi, Ascomycota, Sordariomycetes, Glomerellales, Glomerellaceae. The record is from RefSeq and is a predicted model, not a curated record. The transcript has a single exon.